Solanum lycopersicum (tomato) is the source of this 669-nucleotide messenger RNA. Its product is annotated as E3 ubiquitin protein ligase DRIP1-like. Lineage: Eukaryota; Viridiplantae; Streptophyta; Magnoliopsida; Solanales; Solanaceae. The record is from RefSeq and is a predicted model, not a curated record. Gene Ontology annotation, molecular function: ubiquitin-protein transferase activity.
AUGGAAUUUGGAAAUAACCCUAAAAGUGCAUGCAGGCAACACGGAGGGCACAAAAUUUCUCUACUACUCCAUCACAUGUCCUCAGAAGAAAACUCAGCUUGCGCGUCAACUAUGUCUGCAGCUAAGAUGCCUCAGCUUGCUACAAGCGUAUCAACAACGAAUGCUGAAAUAGGAAAGUCCAUUAUAGUGGAAAAUAUAAAAGAGUAUAAGAAGAAAAAGAGGAGCAAGAAUAGAAAAGCAUGCGAGAAAAGGCAAGAUACUGGUCCCGAAGAAAGAGAGUCUUCAACACAAGAAAACCAUGCUUUUUACGAAAAACAGAAGGAACUUUCCUCUUUCUGGUUUAAACUUAUACCACAGGGAGGAAAGAAGGGACUUAGAUUGUCUCCUCUUGACAGGCCUAAUAUCCAUCUCAAGGACAAUAGCGCCACUGUAACUUUAAUCCAGAAGUUUAUUGCACAGAAGCUAAAUUUUAAUGAUCAUACUGAGGUUGAUGUUCUUUGCUACGGUGAAAAGCUGAAUGGAGAUAUGACGCUCAAGAACAUUCAACUUAGAUGGAAGUCACACCUUCCCAAUUCAGGAGAGGGAAAGGUAAAAUGGGAGUUGGAGCAGGCUAUGACUCAACUAGGACACAUCAGAAGCAAGAAACUUCAAACUCCUCCCAAAAAAUAA